ACCAUGAGAGCGACGAGGACGAGAGCGCCGUGUCCGACGACGAGGAAGGCGAGUCCGGGGAGAAGCCCGACUCCGGGGAAGACGAGGCCGUGGCGGAAGAAGAAGAGAACGACGACGACGACUCGGAUUACCCCGAAGAGAUGGAGGAGGAGGAGGACGACGACGCCAGCUAUUGCACGGAGAGCAGCUUCAAGAGCCACAGCACCUACAGCAGCACCCCGGGUAGGAGGAGACAAAGAGUACAUCGUCCACGUUCUCCAAUACUGGAAGAAAAAGAUGUCCCUUAUCUUGACUUGCCUAAAUCCUCAGAGGACUUAAUGGUGCCUAAUGAGCAUAUAAUGAAUGUUAUUGCCAUCUAUGAGGUACUGCGGAACUUUGGCACUGUCUUGCGACUGUCCCCUUUUCGUUUUGAGGACUUCUGUGCUGCUCUGGUAUGCCAGGAGCAGUGUACACUUAUGGCAGAGAUGCAUAUAGUGCUUUUAAAAGCUGUUUUACGUGAAGAAGACACUUCAAAUACUACCUUUGGACCUGCUGACCUCAAAGAUAGCGUUAAUUCCACAUUGUAUUUCAUAGACGGGAUGACGUGGCCCGAGGUUCUGCGGGUUUAUUGUGAGAGUGACAAGGAAUAUCAUCAUGUUCUUCCUUUCCAAGAGGCAGAUGACUACCCCUGACCCGUUGAGAAUAAAAUUGAAGUCCUGCAUGUUUUAGUGGAUCAGUUUCUUACAACAAACAUUGCACGUGAGGAAUUAAUGUCGGAAGGUGUGAUACAAUAUGAUGACCAUUGUGAGAUUUUUCACAAACUGGGGGAUUUGCUUUGCUGUGAAACUUGCUCAGCUGUGUACCACUUGGAGUGUGUGAAACCACCUCUUGAAGAGGUACCUGAGGAUGAAUGGCAGUGUGAAGUUUGUGUAGCACAUAAGGUGCCUGGUGUAACGGACUGUAUUGCUGAAAUCCAAAAAAAUAAACCAUACAUUCGACAUGAACCUAUUGGAUACGACAGAAACAGGCGGAAAUACUGGUUCCUGAACAGGAGGCUUGUUAUAGAGGAAGAUUCAGAGUGUGAGAAAGAUAAGAAAAUCUGGUACUAUAGCACAAAAGUCCAGCUGGCAGAAUUAAUUGAAUGCCUUGACAAAGAUUACUGGGAAGCUGAUAUCUGCAAAACUCUGGAAGAAAUGCGUGAAGAAAUACAUCGGCAUAUGGAUAUAACAGAGGACCUUACCAAUAAAGCACGGGGUAGCAACAAAUCUUUUCUUGCUGCAGCAAAUGAAGAGAUUCUGGAAGCAAUCAGAGCCAGAAAGGGGGAAAUACCAGAAGAUAAAAGCUCAAUAGCUGAUGAAACGGAAAAGGAAAAGGCUAGUGUUGAGAAUAAAGACAGUACAGAUACUGAUAAUGGCAAAGAGGAACUUUCGAACCAACUGCUGGAUGUAAACAAAGAAACACCACCAGAUGAAAGUUCUGAAAAAGGAAGAAAGGAAGAGCAAACAGAUGCUAUAGAUAAAAGCAACUCUGUGACAUCAGCUGUUGGAGGCAACAGCAUAGAUCCUCCUGCUGGGGAGUGUAGUGCUUCUGAAGGAAAGAGUGCAGUCGGAAAUGAGUCAGAAAUCGUGGAUGAUAAUGAGGCAAACAAGAAGCUGGUGACAUCAGAGGCCCUCAAGAAUGUCUCAGAUGAAACAACUAAGAUGGUUCCCAGCCUGAACGUUGGUUCUUCCACUGAAGCACUUUUGUCUGAUCCAGAAAACAGCUGUAGCAAUGUACUAAAUUCCAUGCAGGACGAAUCAGUGAAGGCUUCUGAUGAAGUGGAAACUAUUGAAGGAGGAUCCCAGAGCUCAGAGGAGCUAGGGGAUAGAGCUAACAGUGAAAGAAGUGAAUCUCCAAACACUGGAAGAGGCACACCGGGUUCAACACGAAUGGUCACCAGGUUACGAAAUCCAGAUAGCAAACUCAGCCAGCUGAAAAGUCAGCAAGUUGCUGCUGCUGCACAUGAAGCAAAUAAGCUAUUUAAAGAAGGCAAAGAGGUCCUUGUGGUUAAUUCCCAAGGAGAAAUCUCCCGACUGAACACAAAGAAAGAAAUAGUGAUGAAAGGAAACAUCAGCAAUUAUUUCAAACUAGGCCAAGAAGGGAAGUACCGUGUGUACCACAAUCAAUAUGCCACCAAUUCUUUCGCUUUGAACAAGCACCAACACCGGGAAGAUCAUGACAAGAGGCGACACCUCUCUCACAAAUUUUGUCUGAGUCCUGCUGGAGAGUUCAAAUGGAAUGGCUCUGUCCAUGGGUCAAAGGUUCUCACGAUAUCCACCCUGAGAUUAACAAUAAUUCAGCUAGAGAACAACAUCCCAUCCUCAUUCCUUCACCCCAACUGGGCUUCACACAGGUCUAACUGGAUCAAGGCCGUGCAGAUGUGUAGUAAACCUAGAGAAUUUGCAUUGGCUUUAGCUAUAUUGGAAUGUGCAAUCAAGCCAGUUGUCAUGCUGCCAAUCUGGAGGGAGUCCUUGGGACACACCAGGUUGCGCAGAAUGACAGCUAUUGAAAGAGAAGAAAAGGAAAAAGUGAAAAAGAAGGAAAGAAAACAAGAGGAAGAAGAAACCAUGCAGCAAGCAACAUGGGUGAAAUACACAUUUCCUAUCAAACAUCAGGUUUGGAAACAAAAAGGAGAAGAAUAUAGAGUAACAGGGUAUGGUGGAUGGAUCUGGAUUAGUAAAACGCAUGUUCAUAGAUUUGUACCCAGAUUACCAGGAAAUACUAAUGUCAAUUACAGGAAAUUACUACCAGCAAAAAGUGAAACUGCUACCAUCCCAGAAAAACAGCGUGAACUGGAUAAAAGGAAAAAUCCAGCAAAAGUGAAGGUCGAGCAUGGUUCUUCGAAAGAAAAGAUAAAAUAUUUCCGUGAGCCACACAAGAAGGACCAAAAAGAAACUGAAAAUUCCGAGACCACAAAGAGAACUCAAACCAAGGAAGAAAAUGAACUGCAUGAAGAAAAAUCUGAAAUCAAACAUUUUGAAAAAUCAGAUCACGCAAAAGAAGAGAAGAAAGAAAUUGGUGACGGUGAUAAAGACAUCAAGGAAGAAUCUAUGGAGGUUGAUGAAGUGAAAGUGGAUACCUCCGCAAAAUAUGAGGAAGCCCCAAUCAAUGUGGAUUUAAUCAACGUCAGCGAGAGUUUCCACUUAAGGACAUUUUACAAAAGGAAAGUAAAAUCAUCAAAACUAGAUGGACUGCUUGAAAGGAGAGUAAAACAGUUUACACUGGAGGAAAAGCAGCGACUAGAAAGAAUAAAGCUCAAAUCUAGUUCUAACUCUUCGGGUUGUAAAUUGUUGAGGCAACAGGAGAGUGAGGAUGACCUACAGUUACCUAAAGCAGGGGAUGAGAAGCAAGUAGAUUUGACAUCCCAAAGCAGAAUUGAUACUUCAGAUACAAAUCAAACAGAAGAUCCUGUUAAAGACCGCUUGUCACCCAGCAAUCGCCACUUUACCAAAACCAGUGAAUCAGUCCAAUCUUUGCCUUGCUUGAAUAGGCUUUUAGAGGGAGAAGCAGAUGCAACUUCAGUUCAGUGUCCAGAUACUCAAAGUUUGAAAGCAAAGGAUACUAAUGAAAGUGUUUCUGAAUCCAUGGAUACAGAUAACCCUCAAGUGCAGAGUAUGCAGAGUAAGGAGAAAAGCACUGACCGUUUGAUAACAGAAGACUCUAAACCAAUAGAAAACAAAGAAACAACAACAUGUGGUAUCUUAGAGGACAAUGCAAAAUGUUUGGAGCAAGCAAAUACUGAGUCUCAGUGCGGAAAUGUUAUUCGGCCAAUGGUAACUGAAAGCAGCUGUGAAGGAGACACUUCAUCUUCAACUGAGAUAGGAAAUGAUGUGUUAACAUCUGAAAAACACGACUGUGGUUCUGCAGAAGCUCGUAGGUUAGAAAAUCAUCCCAGCAUGGUAUCUCUGCAAGCAAAAGAGAGUCUUGUGAAAAACAGUGCAGAGGCAUCUGAACCCAAAAUUGCAUUAAAUCCAAAGCAGACCCUCGGGGGCCUAAAAUCGCUGCAUACUGAGCUAAUUUCAGAAAAGGCAUUUGAAGCCCAAAUUCCUGAUGUGAUUGGAGAAAAUAUUAUUGAUGAGGUAGUGAAGACUAAAAUCACUGAAACAAAUGGUGAAAAGCAAGACCAGGAGAUGUGUGUCCCACCGAGUUCUAUAAACAAGUGUUUUGAUCAGAUUAAGAGUAUUGCUGACAAAAAUAACAAUAAAAACGGGGAAUUGAAUACACAAACAGAAAAGGGGAAGUCAGCAGCAUUUCAGAUUAAUGGAAAAGACACUGAUUUUAAAGUAUUACCUAAUGAAGAGUGCUUAAAGAGAGAGACACUUGCACAAACCGAGAGCGGCGUUGACUCAAAAAUAAACAAUAUUAGCAAAAGCAACCCUCUGGUCAAAUCAUUUUCUUCUAACGAAGCUCUGAAACCAUUUAUGAAUGGUGAUAUUGCAGUGGAAGAUGCAAAUGAUAAUUUGGUCAGUAAGUUAGGUGUACAGAGUUCUGUGGGUGGUGAUUCUAGAGAAAAUGAUUUGCUUCAAGAUAACAUGCCUCAGUCUAAUCAAAAUACUGGAAGAAAGCAGUGUUCUCCUGAGAGUUCUAGUCUUGUUGAUGAUGCAUCCAUCACAUCUGUCCAUUCCUCCAGUGAAAACAAUAUAUAUAAUGAAACCGAAUGCAUGGAGAUUGAACCACCUUGUGUUACGAAAACUGCUCCAUCACCUGUAAUUUCCUGUGAGGAAUCUAGCUUGAGUAAUGACUUUGCUGAUCAGAAUGGAUUACCAAUAAGCAACAAAAUCGAAAGUGUCAAUGGAGAAAGUGUAGUAAAAGCCGUUGUUACGGAAGUGACCACCACAUCAACUGUUUCUACAGAAUCCAAAACUACUUAUAAAGUAUCAGGAUUGUCAGCCAUCAAGGAAGAUAGAGAAAGUGGGGUAUCAUCCAUGGAAAACUGUUCUGUAUCCACUGUAACAACGACCACGACCACCACGACCACUGUAAGAAAGCUUACUGCUCCCACUACAGAUAGCAAUACUGAUGUCAUUUCUGUAAAGGAGCAUAGCAAAACUGUGGUAACAGCAACAGUUACUGAUUCCUUGACUACUGCAGCAGGAAUCUUGGUGACUUCUAUGACAGUCAGCAAGGAAUAUUCCACAAGGGACAAAGUGAAGCUCAUGAAAUUUUCAAGGCCGAAAAAAACUCGUUCUGGAACAGCCUUGCCAUCUUACCGGAAGUUUGUUACCAAAAGCAGUAAAAAGAGCAUAUUUGUUUUGCCCAAUGACGACUUGAAGAAGCUAGCAAGAAGAGGAGGAAUAAGAGAGGUUCCCUGUUUCAACUAUACUGCGAAGCCUGCUUUGGAUAUUUGGCCAUAUCCAUCCCCGAGACCAACGUUUGGUAUCACUUGGAGAUACCGACUGCAAACCGUAAAAUCUUUGGCAGGUGUUAGCCUUAUGUUGAGGUUACUCUGGGCAUGUCUGAAAUGGGAUGACAUGGCUGCUAAACCCCCACCUGGUGGAGGAACUACACGUACAGACACAUCGGAAACGGAAAUAACAACAACUGAAAUAAUCAAGCGAAGAGAUGUUGGACCAUAUGGAAUUCGAUCAGAAUACUGUGUACGGAAAAUUAUUUGUCCGAUUGGUGUUCCAGAGGCCCCCAAAGAAACUCCUACGCCUCAGAGGAAAGGGCUUCGAUCAAGUGCAUUGCGACCCAAAAGGCCAGAAACUCCAAAACAAACAGGCCCUGUUAUAAUUGAAACCUGGGUAGCAGAGGAGGAAUUAGAACUAUGGGAAAUAAAAGCAUUUUCUGAAAGAGUGGAGAAGGAAAAGGCACAAGCAGUUGAGCAACAGGCUAGGUUACGACUGGAGCAACAGAAGCAGUUGCCUGGGUGUGUUGGUGCCGCUACAGCUACGACUACGAGUGGUACGGCAACCACCGUCUCCACUCCUCAGAAAGUUAUGGUUGGCCCACUGCCGCGCUCUAUUCCUAGUGGAACCAAAGUGGUGCUUGCUACUAAAGUGGGAUCUCCAGCUACAGUAACAUUCCAGCAGAACAAGAACUUUCACCAGACCUUUGCUACCUGGGUUAAACAAGGCCAGUCUUCAUCAGCCACAAGCACAACUGCUACAUCAGCAACAACUAUUUCCAGCAGUGGUCAGACUUUCCAGAUUGCAAGCAGCCCAGUGACUAUGGCAGGCAAAGUGAUAACAAAGCUGCCUCUACCAGCAAAUAGCAAGAUAGUUGCUGACGUCCCAGCCACUCAAGGAGGUGUAGUUCAGGUGCAGCAGAAAGUGUUGGGAAUCAUUCCAUCAACUACUGGAUCAAACCAACAAACAUUUACUUCAUUCCAGCCGAGGACAGCAACUGUAACUAUUAGGCCAAAUAACACAGGGACUGUGUGUACAACGAGUGCAUCACAAGUAAUGGCUGGGACACCUCUCCGGCCUGGGAUGACAGUCAUAAGGACACCACUUCAGCAAUCGGCAUUAGGAAAGACCAUCAUUCGGACACCUGUCGUGGUACAGCAGGUAUUCUUUCCAACUAGCCAGACCCAGCAAGUAGUGACCCAGAUAAUCAGAGGUCAGCCUGUUUCCACAGCAGUGUCUAGUGCUACCACCGUUUCUGCAAAUCCAAAGGUAGUGACAACUCCAGGAGCCCCUUUGCAGCACAUGCAGCAGCAAGCUGCAUCACCACACCCACCUCGUCCUCAACAGGGUCAGGUGAAACUUACAAUGGCGCAGCUCACACAGCUCACACAAGGACAGGGUGGCAGUCAAGGUUUGACUGUGGUGAUUCAGGGGCAGGGUCAAACCACUGGGCAGUUGCAGUUGAUCCCGCAGGGUGUCACGGUAAUACCAGGACCAGGACAACAGCUAAUGCAAGCAGCUAUGCCAAAUGGUACAAUCCAGCGGUUUCUUUUCACCCCAGUACCAGCAGCAGCAGCAGCAGCUACCGCAGCUAGUACUACUACGACUACAGUGUCCACCUCAACACCAGCUGCAGGAGAACAAAAGCAAACUUCUCAAGCACAGACCCAAACACAGCCAGUGCCAGAGGUUCCUCCUCCUCCUCCUCCUCCUCCUCCUCCUCCUCCUCCUCCUCCUCCUCUUGAACCCCAGCCGCCUCAGAGUCAGCUCCAAGGCCAAUCUCAGGCGCAGCCCCAGAGUAUUCAGCCUCAGCCUCCAGCUCAGACGCAGCCUACUCAAUCUCCGCCUCAGGCUGAAGCCCAGGCAGCCGCCGAAGCUCAGCCCCCAGCUUCACUUCCGUGCCCAGUUAUCUCCGAAGCACAGCCUCCAGUAUCGCAACCAACUGUAACUCCAGCCGUUGCUCAGACUCCACCCCAGAGCCUUCCACAAGGGCAGCCUUUAGCUCAAGCUCAAAGCCAGGCCCAGACGGGGGCACACCCACAGACCCCGCCCAAAGUUCAAAUGAUUCAGCCAGCUCAGGUCCAGACUCCAGCGCCACAGCACGUCCCGAUGCAGCCGCAUCCUUCGAUCCAAAUUCAGACUUCGCAGCCCCAGGUUCCAACUUCGGUUCAAACUCUGCCACCCGCACCAAAUGUAAAUCAAGUUACCGUGCAAUCUCCACGUCCUCAGCUGCAAAUCCAGCCGCCGCAGACUAAGGUGAUCACAGUCCCGCAGCUUCAGCAGCAGGUCCAGGUGUUCUCUCAGCUCCAGUCCCAUGUUGUGGCUCAGAUACAGGCCCAGCAAGGUGGUCUGCCUCAGCAAAUUAAGCUUCAGUUGCCUAUUCAGAUUCAGCAAGCUGGCCCAGUGCAAGCUCAUCAGAUCCAGAAUGUGGUAACUGUUCAGGCGGCCAGCGUUCAAGAGCAACUGCAAAGGGUUCAGCAGCUCAGAGAGCAGCAGCAGAAGAAAAAACAGCAGCAUAUUGAAAUUAAACGUGAGCACUCCCUCCAGGCUUCUAAUCAGAGUGACAUUAUCCAGAAACAGGUGGUAAUGAAGCACAACGCUGUGAUUGAGCACCUAAAACAGAAAAAGACGUUGACCCCUGCUGAACGGGAAGAGAAUCAGCGAAUGAUAGUGUGCAACCAAGUAAUGAAGUAUAUUCUGGAUAAGAUAGAUAAAGAAGAAAAACAGGCAGCUAAGAAACGAAAGCGAGAAGAGAGUGUGGAACAAAAGCGCAGUAAACAGAAUGCAACUAAACUCUCAGCUCUGCUCUUCAAACAUAAGGAACAACUUAAAGCUGAAAUACUAAAGAAAAGGGCACUUCUGGACAAAGACUUACAAAUUGAAGUGCAGGAAGAGCUAAAGAAAGACCUGGCAAAAAUUAAGAGAGAGAAAGAAAAGGCACAGGCAGCUGCCGCCGCUGCUGCUGCUGCUGCUGCCGCUGCUGCAGCAGUGCCACCACCACCUCCUCCUCCACCACCACCACCACCUCCUCCUCCUCCUCCACCUCCACCACCACCUCCUCCUCUACCACCAGCACACAGUACCAAUGUUGCAUCAACAACCACGGUCACGACACCCGUUUCAUCUCAUAAGAGAAAACGAGAGGAAGAGAAAGAGUCCUCGUCUUCUAAAUCGAAGAAAAAGAAAAUGAUAUCUACUACCUCAAAGGAAUCCAAGAAGGACACCAAGCUUUACUGCAUCUGCAAGACGCCUUAUGAUGAAUCUAAGUUCUAUAUUGGCUGUGAUCUUUGUACUAACUGGUAUCAUGGAGAAUGUGUUGGCAUCACAGAAAAGGAGGCUAAGAAAAUGGAUGUGUACAUCUGUAAUGAGUGUAAACGGGCACAAGAGGGCAGCAGUGAGGAAUUAUACUGUAUCUGCAGAACACCUUAUGAUGAGUCACAAUUUUACAUUGGCUGUGACCGGUGUCAGAACUGGUAUCAUGGGCGUUGCGUUGGUAUUUUGCAAAGUGAGGCAGACCUCAUUGAUGAGUAUGUCUGUCCGCAGUGUCAGUCAACUGAAGAUGCCAUGACAGUACUCAGUCCCUUGACUGAUAAAGAUUAUGAGGGUCUGAAGAGAGUGCUACGUUCAUUACAGGCUCACAAGAUGGCAUGGCCAUUCCUAGAACCGGUAGAUCCCAAUGAUGCUCCAGAUUAUUACGGUGUUAUCAAAGAACCGAUGGACCUUUCCACCAUGGAGGAAAGAAUACUGAAACGUUACUACAAGAAGGUGACCGAGUUUGUGGCUGACAUGACCAAAAUUUUUGAUAACUGUCGUUACUACAAUCCAAGUGACUCCCCUUUUUAUCAGUGUGCAGAGGUUCUCGAAUCAUUCUUUGUACAGAAACUAAAAGGAUUCAAAGCAAGCAGGUCUCAUAACAACAAACUGCAGUCUACAACUUCUUAAAGUUCCACGUGUUACCCUAACACAAAGAGCAAGAAUCUGGUUUUCUGAAUUUUAUUUUUAUUUUUAUUUUUUAAUUGGAAAAGCCAGAGGUUUUUAAGUCAGGGCAUCCUGACAAGUCUUGAUGUAAACUGCAUUUUUAUCAGUCGCAUCAGAUUAUAUUCUUGGCUUGAUUUUGUCCAAAGGACAAAAGAAUGAAAUUCAGCAGCAUCGUUUUCUUGUCAAGAUCAAAUUGUGACAGAAACAGGAAAACGUUUUAUUAAAGGACGAGAGAGGAAAACAAGCGAGAGAAAACAAGAUACAGUAAAAUGGGGCCAAGUCCUAACCCCAUAGAAAUGCCACAUCUGUUCUUCAGUGAAGAAGCUGGUUUAAAGUCCACACAGAGAAGUUUUGACUGUAUUUAUUUAUUGUUGCAAAAGGACGCUUUUUUAUUGCUGCCCUCAUUUGUCAGCUUUUUCUUUCUUUCUUAUAAGCCCCAGCUCUGGUUAUAUGUAACCCAUUCUGUAUCUUACCAUGGUUCCUGUAGGUAAAAGUACAAGAUGACCUCUAAAUGUCUUUUCUUUCUAUGAAAGGAGCUGCUAUGUACACAUGUGCACAAACAAACUGGGAAUCAACAAUGAGUUUAUCGUUCAUGGUAGAAGAAAACAAUUAAGCUUGCAUAAAAGUUGGGCUAAGUGGUCAUGUACUACAGACUUUGUUGCCUUGAAUAUAACAGUACAAUUUGUCAUUUACUCUGCACCGGACUGAUAAGAGUAAAAUCUAUUCGAAGGUAUCUUGUUUGUAAACAUUUGUCAGAUUCUAAUUUUUUUCCCCUUCUCCUUUUUGUAUUAAAAAUUCAAAAUAUGGAUGUAUAUGAAACAAAAUAAAUGGAGAUCAUUGUUCUCUCCACAGAUGUAGGUGUCUUUUGAAUGUUCGCUAACCUGUUUGUGAGGUUUCGGAGGUUUGUUCUGAACUGUAACAAUCCUAAGAUAGUGUGGAAGGGAAAAGUAGGAAGAUGGACUAACCCCUCAGUGUGGUUUUCCUUAUGUUUAAUCAAAUGUAAUAAAAUUCUACUGUGGUGCCACAACUUUUGCCUUGAUGAUGAAGGAGUUGUGUAAGAGUUGUCAUUGUCCAUUGCUAAGUGAGAUAUCAUGGAGCAAAUGAUCAUGUCGGUCUCAAAACUGUGUUUCAUUUUUGUGGCUUCUUUACUAGGAAAGGUGUAUAAAAUGAUAAAAGCCAACAGAAAGAGAGGCUUUGCAGAUUUUAAAAAAAUUGCUUUCCCAACCAAUCACGCCUGCUGUUGAUGACAGUUUAAAUAUGUAUAUUAUAAACCAGCAGCAGUUGGUUUUGGUAGCUCUACACCUGUGUUAACUAGAUUUUGCACUAAUUCACAAUUUUGCCCUUCUGUGAUCUGGAAUUUAUCUGAUUAUGGAUAAGCUUUCCUUGGGUUUAACUUCACCCUGCUAUGCAAGAACCUUUUCUGUUACUUUCUUAGACAUUGCGAUCAACCACAAUUUUCUUACUAAGUACAGGCUCAGGUGUACAAAUACUUUGGGGUUAAUUUUCUCUACGAAAGCCUUUGCUUUUGUAUAUAGAUGCUGUCAUUUUAACCAAUGUGAAAUCAAAAGGAAGUUAAUUGUUCAUUGUGAAAAGAGCAUCCAUUUAUGAUUCUUAGAAGAUAGGAAAAAAAGAGUAUUUGUGUUUUAGGCUAUGUUGUCUUAGGACUUUUUACAAAAAAUAUGCUACAUAUUGUAUGCAUUAUGUUUAUAAAAACAGGAUAAUUUUCAUCCUUAAUCCUACAGAUAUUGUCUCUUCACAAUAUUUCUGUAUUAUUCGUACAUAUGGCUGACACUGAAAAAAACAACCAUGUUGAGAAAUGAACUUUCUUACCCGUAGGCAAUAGAGCACUGUUUUUAACAAAUUGUGACAAACUGAAGAAUAACUUUUUUGUACAUAAUAGGGCAUUUCAUCUUAGACAAAUAAAGGAAUGUUGUUGGACAUCAGAUUUGGUGGAAUUCCUAAUGAAACAUCAGUUGUUUAAAAUAACAUAUGUAGCACUUGGCAUUGCCAUACCGUGCGGUAAUUCUUGGGGGAAUUUUUCAUAUAAAUAAUUAUGAAAUGAGGAAAAUGCUACUUUCAUACACUUUUUACCAAGCCUCAUCAUUUUUCCUACUGCUUUGUAAUAUAUGAAGACAAUUCUUAGCUGUAACUACUAUGGUAAUUUUUAGUUUUUUGGUUUUUUUUGAAAAAGUUUUAUUUAUGAGCCAGUGUAAUGUGUGUACAUUUUAAAUACCACUUCUGUAAAAGGAAUAAAGAAAAUUAUACUUUA
This is a messenger RNA of Lacerta agilis (Sand lizard), 11613 nucleotides long. RefSeq names its product bromodomain PHD finger transcription factor (gene BPTF). Gene Ontology annotation, cellular component: NURF complex. NCBI's taxonomy places the organism in Eukaryota, Metazoa, Chordata, Lepidosauria, Squamata, Lacertidae. Gene Ontology annotation, biological process: regulation of transcription by RNA polymerase II. The record is from RefSeq and is a predicted model, not a curated record. Gene Ontology annotation, molecular function: zinc ion binding; RNA polymerase II cis-regulatory region sequence-specific DNA binding.